This is a messenger RNA of Clunio marinus, 236 nucleotides long. The record is from the annotation of a GenBank genome assembly. NCBI's taxonomy places the organism in Eukaryota, Metazoa, Arthropoda, Insecta, Diptera, Chironomidae.
CUUGUUUUUGAAAAUUCACGAAAAACAUAAAUUCUAUAAUAAACAUCAAUUAAAAAAUGUUUCUAACUAAUAUUCUGCUCAAAAAAGCAAAAAGCAAAUUAAUAAUGGUUGAAAUGGUUAGUGCUGUGAGCGGCCACAGAUUUAACAUGAUCAGAGAAAGAUUAGCAGACAAAGCUGAGCUUAUAAAGUUUGAUCCAUGGAGUAAUUCAAUUGAUGUCAGUCUACAGAGAAAAUAG